GACAUUUGCCCCCCCCCUCCCCCCCCCCCUUUUGGUUCGUCUGAGUAGCAGAUAGUGCUUCAAGGCUUUCUUGUCUACGAUCCACAGUUCAAAUCGAGCCCGUUUUCUGCGCCAGUUUCAAGCACCACUAUAAUUUAUACUUCGCUACGGACAAUCAGAGGAGAUGGUUUAUAUUGGAAUCCCCAAGAAUUAUACGCAGUCGCCGUCUUCGUUCCCAGCGACGUCUCUGACCAUCAAUCAUGAGGCCACCCAUGAUCUCGACUCCACCAAUGCCUUUGAAGGCCCCGAGAAGCUCCUGGAGGUCUGGUUUGCCCCGUCGGCCGACGACCUCGGGCCCUCGAACCCCAAGGGCUUGAAGGCCGUGGCGGAGGAGAUUUGGAAGGAUAUGCUGGACAUUGUCAACUGCCAGGUGCUGUCUAUUGUUUCGUCUGAGGAUGUGGAUGCCUAUCUCUUGUCCGAGUCCAGCAUGUUUGUGUGGCCCCACAAGUUGAUCCUCAAGACUUGCGGCACCACGACCCUGCUCUCGGGCUUGCCCCGCAUUCUUGAGAUUGCCGCUCUGUUUGGCGGUUUCCCCAAAUCUACAGCGCCUGCGUCCCGUGGCAUUACCGUUGCAGCGGCUCCCUACCGUGUUUUCUACAGCCGCAAGAAUUUCUUGUUCCCUGAUCGCCAGCGCGGCCCUCACCGCAGCUGGAGAGACGAAGUUCGCUCUAUGGACAAGCUUUUCUUGAACGGGAGCGCCUACAUGAUUGGCAAGAUGAACGGCGAGCACUGGUACUUGUACCUCACCGAACCCAACACCUUGCUUACGCCUCCCGCAACUCCCACUGAGUCGGAUGACGAGGGAACCACGGAGACCAAGUUCAUCCAGCUCCCUGAGCGUGCUGCUUUGCGGCGGGCCGUGGACGAUGAGACUUCGGAUGAGACCCUUGAGGUGUUGAUGACAGACCUAGACGAGGAGAAUGCCAAGCAAUUCUACCUGGAGCAUGCCACCAGCGUUGCUGAGAAGCGCUACAGCAACUUUGAUGCGCAUAAAGAGGAUCAUGUAGAUGUGUUCAGCAACACGUCGGACCUCGAUGACGUGUCGCCUUCGGGCAGCGGAAUCCUACCGGCGGAGCUCACUACCGAAGGCCACGCGUUGGGAACGGUUGUGUCCGAGUCCUGCGGUCUGUCAGAAGUGUACCCAAAGGACAAGUACCCUGAGUCGCGCAUUGAUGCCUACCUGUUCACUCCUUGUGGGUUCUCUGCGAAUGGCGUGAUUCCCAGCCCCAACGGCGGCGCCGAGGGAGGCACUCACUACUUUACGGUCCACGUCACGCCCGAGCCGCACUGCUCGUACGCGUCCUUUGAGACCAACGUGCCGCACUCGCAGAACGGCCAGACGACCGCCGGCAUCAUCCAACACGUGGUGAACAUCUUCCAACCCGGCCGGUUCACGUUGACGGUCUUUGAAGCCAAGCCCGGCAUGAAUGGCGAGUGGGACAGCAACAAGGAGGCACGAUACAUCGAGCGACAGGCAGCUCGGCGGGUUCCUAAGGGGGAGCAUGUGGAGGGAUACCGACGGGUAGAUCGGAUCGUGCACGAUCUGGAUGGAUAUGACCUUGUGUUCCGUUACUAUGAACGGCUCGAUUGGAAGGGGGGGGCCCCUCGGCUCGGUGAAGAGUGCGUUUAGGAUGUCCAUAUCAUUGGAUCGUUCCUAAAUUGAUUGUUUUGCAGUCUCAGCUUUGAUCUCUAUUUUAUCGUUGGGGGUCGUGUGGUUUUCGGUCAGUCUUGUUUAUUUAGUUGAUUCCUUCGGAGCAGUUUUUUUUCGUUGGAAUUUAGCGCUGGUUUGUGAAGGUUGCAAGUCGAGUGAGUGAUCUUUAAUUGUAGCGAGAAUAAGAGAUAUUAUAAUUUACAUCUUCUUU
Messenger RNA from Aspergillus ochraceoroseus IBT 24754, 1901 nucleotides. RefSeq names its product adenosylmethionine decarboxylase SPE2. Gene Ontology annotation, cellular component: cytosol. Lineage: Eukaryota; Fungi; Ascomycota; Eurotiomycetes; Eurotiales; Aspergillaceae. The transcript has 2 exons. The record is from RefSeq and is a predicted model, not a curated record. Bases 164 to 1669 code for a protein of 501 amino acids. Gene Ontology annotation, molecular function: adenosylmethionine decarboxylase activity. Gene Ontology annotation, biological process: spermine biosynthetic process; spermidine biosynthetic process.